AUGAUGCUUGGAGGUGGAGGAGGCUUUGGUGGCUUUAGGGGUGGUGGCUCGCUAGGAUGUUGUGGCGGAUCAAGGAUGGGUCAUGGUUCAAUGGGUGGAGGCCAAUGUUGCCAAUGUCCUUGCCGCUGUUGUCCAGUACCAUGUCCCGUUCCGUGUCCAGUUCCAGUACCAUAUCCCGUCGCUGUUCCAUGUGAACCUCCACGGAAUCCUUGUUGUAUCCGUUGUCCAGUAGCAUGUCCAACACCACCUCCUGUAGGUGUUCCGGAUGUCAUAUGUGGACCAUGCGGUUAG
Molecule: messenger RNA, 291 nt
Organism: Necator americanus (New World hookworm)
Lineage: Eukaryota; Metazoa; Nematoda; Chromadorea; Rhabditida; Ancylostomatidae
Exons: 3
Coding region: 1-291 (96 amino acids)
Source: RefSeq, a predicted model, not a curated record